AUGUCGGAAACCAUCAAUGUCGACGCGUUCGUCGUCGGCGCAGGUGUGGGAGGAAUUUACUCCACGUACCGCCUGUCACGUAUGGGGCUGUCUGUCAAAUGCGUGGACGUUGCCAGCGACGUUGGUGGCACCUGGUAUUGGAAUCGAUAUCCGGGUGCUAUGAGUGAUACCGAAAGCUACCUGUACCGCUAUUCAUGGGAUAAGGAAGAUUUGCAAACCUACCCCUGGACUCAUCACUAUGUUUACCAACCGGAGAUUUUGAAGUACCUCCAGCAUGUCGUCGAGAAACAUGAUCUCCGGAAAUACAUGAAGUUCGAGACCGAAAUGACAUCAGCGACAUGGAAUGAGGACACUCAGAGAUGGGUGGUGACCUGCUCCGGCUCCGAAGAGUUGAACAUUAGCGCUCGCUAUUUGGUCAACUCGCUUGGAUUGCUCUCCAAGGUCCAUUACCCCGAUAUCUGUGGUCUUUCGUCUUUCGCCGGUGACCUGAUCCAUACGGCGCGAUGGCCAGAAGACUUGAAUCUCGAAGGAAAAAGGGUCGGCAUUAUUGGGAAUGGAUCUACAGGAACACAAGUUAUGACAGCAAUUGCUCCAAUCGUUGGAAGUCUAACGUCUUUCCAACGGCACCCUCAAUACUCAGUUCCGAGUGGCCAACGGCCCGCCACAAAAGAAUAUCGCGACAAGAUCAAUGCUACUUACCCACAAAUCUGGGAUAAUGUCUGGUCCUCAAAUGUUGGUUUUGGUGUGGUUGAAUCCAAACGCAAGACCAUGGAUGCUAGCCCUGAGGAGCGGCAGAAAGCUUUCCAAGAGGUCUGGGAGCAAGGUAAUGGCUUCCGUUUUAUGUUCAGCGCUUUUGGGGACAUUACCACCAACAAGGAUGCCAACGAAGAGGCAUGCAACUUCAUCCGUGGGAAAAUUGAUGAAAUGGUGAAAGAUCCCCGCAAGGCAGCAAUCCUGAAGCCAAAGGACCUAUACGCCCGUCGACCCCUUUGUGACACCGGCUACUAUCAGAUUUUCGAUCGCGAGAAUGUUGACGUGAUCGAUCUCAAGGAAACGCCGAUUGAGAAGAUAGUUCCGGAAGGCAUUCAGACAAGUGAUGGAACAACCCAUCAUCUCGACGCGCUAAUUUUUGCUACUGGAUUUGACGCCAUUGAAGGCAAUUACAUGCGGGUCAAGAUUACAGGACGGAAUGGAAAGACGAUCCAAGAGCAUUGGAAGAACGGCCCUAAGGCUUUUGGUAGUAUCGCCUGCGCAGGUUUCCCCAACAUGUUCGUUGUUGCUGGUCCUCAAGGUCCAUUCGCCAAUUUCCCACCUGUCAUUGAAAGUGAAAUCAAUUUCAUCAUGUCAUGCAUUGAAUACGCCGAAGAAAAUAUUGUCGCGGCUCAGGUCGAAAAACCAAAUGUGGUUGUCAAUGGCACUGUGAACGGCACUGUCAAUGGUACUGUGAAUGGUACUGUGAAUGGCACUGUGAAUGGCACUGUCAAUGGUACUGCCAAUGGUGCCAUGAAGACGACAAAUGAAUCUUACCUGAGGAAAGGGAAGCCAAAGAUUAUGGAGGUGUCCGAUGAAGCAGAAACAGCAUGGAUCGACUUGUGCAACCGAUUGGUUGAAGGGUCAUUGUUCACUUCGACGGCAAGCUGGAUCUUUGGUCAAAAUAUUCCCGGGCGGAAGCCAAAUACGAACUUCUAUUUUGGGGGUCUUGAAAGCUACUUGGAGUGGGUGAAAUCUCAAACUUCCAAUGGUUUCCCUGGUUUUCUCAGAUGA
Penicillium robsamsonii is the source of this 1764-nucleotide messenger RNA. RefSeq names its product flavin-containing monooxygenase. The transcript has a single exon. Lineage: Eukaryota; Fungi; Ascomycota; Eurotiomycetes; Eurotiales; Aspergillaceae. Gene Ontology annotation, molecular function: NADP binding; flavin adenine dinucleotide binding; N,N-dimethylaniline monooxygenase activity. The coding region runs from base 1 to 1764 and encodes 587 amino acids. The record is from RefSeq and is a predicted model, not a curated record.